GGGUCUGGCUCGGCGGCGGUAGCAGCAGCAGCAUCCACCACCAACCAUCCAUCCAUCCAUCCGCCUGCCUUCCUGCUGCUGCGGUCUCCGGCUCAGCUAACUAACGCUAGCUAGCGCGUUCCGUCCACCACCAUCUUGUUGAAUCCGAAUUGUUCAGCCACGCCGGUUUCGCUGCGGAGGCUUUUGUCUGCGCGGGGCGCGCGCGCGGCUCAUCACAGCACGGCUCGUGCCCUCGUGCUGGUGGAGGUGUUAGUAGUUUGUUUGAUCGUUAACAGUUUGCUAGUUUCAUAGUUUGUUGCGCAUCUUUUUUUAUUUAAAAAGAGUCAGAUCCGAGUUUUCAUCUGUGGAGAUUCGAGUUAACGUUACUUGAAUUUCUCGAAUUAAUCAAAUUAUUCGACUCGUUUUUCUAUUUAUUUACCCUUAUUUGUGUAUACUAGAACCUGCUUUGUGGAUGAAAGAGAGGGAGAGUGUUGUGUUGAGUUAUGCUAGCUACCCAUUGAUGUAUGCUUCUAUCGCUUUCUUCUCGGCUGUACUGCGCAUGCGCUGAUCAUUAAUUUUUAUUUUAUUACUUUUUACUUACGUUUUUGUGGGGUUUUUAUUUAAACGUUUCAAGUAGUUUUCAAUAGUUGCUUGAGUGUUAACUGGUAAUUACAUUUUUUUUUUAAAAUAGUAACCAAUACAUAUUUUUAUUUAUUCUUUUUUCUUAUCAUCUCAUUUUUUUGUUUAGUAUUAGCUUGCUAACGUACUUUACCCUGAUUAUACAGUGACUUUUUAAUAUAUAUAGUUAUAUAACCUACAUCUUUAUCCAGCCUAGGGAUGAGGAUGUUCUUCUAAUAUAACGAGCUACUAGCUAAUAGCUGCUAAUGUUGGUAUUUUUUAUUAGAAUUCCUAAUCAAAUCGAAACACGUACACUAGUCUAGAUAGCACAACUCGGCACAACACCGACUACUAUCUAAACUAGCUUUAUUUAACCAGCCCGCCACUGUGUAGCUGCUGCAUCCCCAUUGUGUUGUUUUGGAUCCCAGCUCUGCUUUAUUAUUCUCCCACCGCUGCCCGCCCAACCCCGGAUCACCCCCGCGCUCUCUCUCACGGCGUUUCGAGGCUUUAACCCUCGUUUAAACGCCUAUAAACGUCUGUUAAAGUAUAUAUUCCACACACAAAGCAGUUAAUUCAGCCCGAUAUUAAACAUUAACACAGCCAUGUGCUCCCGGGUGUGGUUUGUGACCGACCGGCGCAUCAGUCAGGAGUACCCCCAGGUCCAGAUCCUGCGGGCUCUGAAGGAGCGCUGCGUGGAGGACGACGUUGAAUUCCGCUAUCUGUUAAUGGACGAGAUCGUUAUAACCAUCACAGACGGACAGCUCGGUCUGCGGGUGGGGCAGGAGGUGGUGACGUCGUACCCCCAAGUAGCUGUGGUUCGAGUCCCGACUCCAUGGGUGCAGUCUGACAGUGAUAUCACUGUGCUGAGGCACCUGGAGAAGAUGGGCUGCCGCCUGGUGAACCGACCCCAGGCCAUCCUCAACUGCGUCAACAAGUUCUGGACUUUCCAGGAGCUGGCUGGGCACGGGGUCCCACUGCCUGAUACUUAUUCAUACGGUGGUCACGACAACUUUCGUAAGAUGAUCGACGAGGCCGAGCCGCUGGGUUACCCCGUGGUGGUGAAGAACGCUCGGGGACACAGAGGUAAGGCGGUGUUCCUGGCGCGGGACAAGCACCACCUGUCCGACCUGUGUCACCUGAUCCGGCAUGAGGCUCCGUACCUGUUCCAGGAGUACGUGAAGGAGAGCCAUGGGCGGGAUGUGCGCGUGGUGCUGGUGGGCGGCAGGGUCAUCGGGUCCAUGCAGCGCUGCUCCACGGACGGACGCAUGCAGAGCAACUGCUCCCUCGGUGGUGUGGGCAGAUUGUGCCCCCUGAGCGAGCAGGGCAAGCAGCUCGCCGUGCAGGUGUCCAACAUCCUGGGUAUGGACGUGUGCGGGAUCGACCUGCUGCAGCUGAACGACGGCUCCUUCGUGGUGUGCGAGGCCAACGCCAACGUGGGCUUCAUCGCCUUCGACCAGGCCUGCGGGAUGGACGUGGCCGGCAUCGUGGCCGACUACGCCCUGUCGCUCCUCCCCGGCCGCCUCACCCGGAAGAUGUCUCUGCUGUCGGUGGUGUCCAGCGCCAGCGAGACCAGCAGCGAGCCCGAGGUGUGCAUCCCCACCGAGGUCUGCAUCCCUACUGAAGUGUGCAUCCCUCCGGAGGCGUGCCCGCCCGUCGCUACCUGUGCCAUUCCUGACGGAGUCAGCACCAUGAGCACGAGCUCGACCUCCAGCGAGAGCGAGGCGGAGCUUACCGAAAUUGGCCACAACCCCGGCGCUGCUGAUCCUGCCUACAACAUCAACUCCCUCCUCGCGAAGGAAAUUAAACUGUUGACUGAGUGAGCUGACGGAAAAACAGCCACUACACACACAUACACACACUGACAUACACACACACACACUGACAUACGUACACACACAGAGUACAUGUACAUACAGGCACAUAACAACAACAAUAAUAAUAAUACAGUACAGUGGUCAGCUGCACACACACACACACACACACACACACACACACACAGAAACACACUCAUAUAUAAAUACAAACAGACAUAAACCCCCCUCCCGCGUGUUGCCGCUGUCGUCGUCGUCCACGUUGUCAUCUUUGUCAUCGCCUUCAUAACUAACCCACCAUGUUAUAAACCCAUGCUGGUCUGAGGCUGCUCCCCUGACGUUGCUGUUCCACUGACAAUGACUGUGCAGAUGUGUGGAGGUCAUAGUGCCGUCGUGUGUGUGCGCGUGAGAAAAUAAUAAAAUGGGGCACCUGGUGAAGUGUGUACACUCCGGCUAUCUCCUCCUGCUAUUUUGGUGGCGCACUACAGCCUACCUACCUACAGCUAGCUGUGCAGUGUACAUUCCCACCAAGUUCUCCCCCUUUUUUUUUUUUUUUUUUAAAUGCACUUUCCUGAGUGCAGUUGAGCGGUGAGGUUGAGCGUUUGAGUGGUUCCUGCUGUAGUUCAUCAUCUGUAGAUCAUUCAGGGUGCGAAGUGAUGGGAGUGUUUUUUAUUUUUAUUUGUUAUUUUUUUUUUAUCAUACACAUACACACAAACAAAUAUAUUAAAGCAUCCGUUCUGAUCACACAUGCAUCCAAACAGGGCUGAAUUAAUAGAGAAUAGAGCAUAGAUAUAGAGCAUAAAGCAUGUAGAUGCACAGUCCUAAACAUGCAUAUAUAUAUAUAUAUAUAUAUAUAUAUAUAUAUAUAUAUAUAUAUAUAACCUCUAUAUAGCGCAUAGCAAGUUUGUGCAUCAAGCCAGAAGAAGCAUGAAUUGGUCCUUCAAGCACAAAUGCAGCCCCCCCUCGACUGCAAGGCUUGCCGAACGUGCUGCGUGUGCUGCAGUGAUUUUAGAUUUUUUUUUUUUUUUUUAAGAUGGAUGCAGUGCGUGAACGCCUGCGUUCGCUCGUUCGACCGCUUGAGUGAUUGAUUAGUUAAUCAAUCGCUGGUUUAGCAUGAGGCGAGAACUCGAAGCGCUCUAAAGUCGUCUUCUCGAUUUUAUCCAACAACACAAAACACACCCAAGCAAAUAGUACUCUGAAUAGCACUGCAAAGAGUUAACAUCGCUCUCAGAAACACACAGGAAAAAGAAGAAAUAAAAACACCACACACAGCAGACAUCAGCAUUAACACACGAAAUCAGAGACUGGAAAAGCUGUACAUAUUAUUAAUUAUUCCCUCACUGUUUUACUGUUACAACGGACUCGCAGCAACUACUUCACUGUGCAGAGCAUGGAUUUGCUCACCGUGUUUUUAACUUAAGUGGUUUUUGUCUGUAUUUAAUAAAACUCCUCCUUAUCUCACAAGCACAACGACCCGCCGCUCUGCCACUUCAGACAAGGUGUUUACUGAGGUUUACUGGUUUAUGGAUCUUUUAGUGGGUAGUUUUAUCAUUUUUAUUAUGAUGAUUAUUAUUUUUAACAUUAGGAUUUGGGUAGAAACGGGUUUAAGCUGCACAACCACAACCUUUUUCACAGAGAGAGACUCUCUGCUCACGCCUGGCAUAUUAUAACACAUGCGUCCUGGGUGAUAUAAUCUGAUCUGAUAUGACCUUUAAGUGAUCGAUUGCUUUAAUUGAAACACAUUGAUAUUCUUAUACCUGGUGUUUUAAAGUCCUGAGAGAGACUGUGAUCAGAUUUCUCACAUUGUUCCAGCUCUGUUUCAAUCUGUAUGCAAUCAAAUCCUCAGCCCAAAUGAGCUAAGAUGAGACUUUAAAUUUCCCUAUAAGUCUUUUUUUAUCCAUUAGUUUGGUUUGUUUUAUUGCAGCCUGCUUUCCUAACCCGCACAGACGGUGGACGGUAGGCCUGUCACAAUAAUUACUACUAAUCAAACCUUAAGGUUUUACAACAUAUGGGGACACAUCAUUUCCAAUUUGAGCUAUUUAUACCAUAUUUUUCGCACUAUAAAUCGCACCGGGUUAUAAGGCGCAUUUAUACGACUUUAAUUCUUAAAAUAAAAAAUUCAGAUAAGUCAGGCAAGUCAAAAACGAGUGCUGGAUGUUAGUCUACCCAGAUUUAUUUGGGUGAAGCAUUAGCAUUAGCGGCUAACCGCUAGCGGUAAUGCUAAUGCUGCUCCAGCAGUGCUAGCUGGGCUAAGCAGAAGGCUACAGACUGAUUAAUACUCUCCUCUGAACGGCCAAAGAGCUAGCUUAGCUUAGCUUAGCGCUGUUAGCGGAUAAUGCUAAUAACUGUGUACUUCAGCGAAGCAGCUUUACUGCUCCUUAAUACCUGACUAAUUUAAAAUCUAUAAAUUGCGCCUUUUGUAUGAAUUUUAAAUGUUCCUUAUAGUGCGUAAAAUAUGGUAGUCUCUCUCUCUAUAUAUAUAUAUAUAUGCAUGAUAUAUUAGCUACCCGUUAUGUGUACUCAUAUUAGUACUUAGUAGUGAAGAAAGCCCAUUAAUGUGAAGGAGCCAGUACGUCAACAGCAGUUUCAUUUUUUGAUUUCUUAUUUUUUAUUAUUAUUUUUUGUUUUUGUGUUUGUAGGAUAUUUUAACAUGUUUACAUUCCAGUUCCGUUGUGUGAAUAUUUUUUUUAAAUAAUUAAACUUCAUUGCUCAUUAAAAGUAAUGUGUGAAUGCAUUAUGGUUUCUAUUGUUUUAUUGUUUUAUUUGUUUCAUUUUAUUUAAAUUGGUCUUUUUUUAAAUUUUGGUGUGGUGUAGUGGAUAACCACCAUGUGGGAUACUGGGGUUCAAUUCCUGGUCUGGGUCACUGGACCAAUAAGAGUCCUUGGGCUGGACUCCUAACCUAACACUAUAUUGGCUCUUAUUUGUAAUAAGAAUUACCUUGUAAGUCAGCCAAGUGCCUUACAAUAUAAAAUGACAAUAAUAUGAAUUCAUUUCACAGUUAUACAAAAAAACAAACUAUAUAUUGUCCAAAAAGUGGUUAUUGUGACAGACCUAUUGGAUUAUAUGGUAUUGUGGUUAAUAAAGUGGGUGUGGCUUUGACACUUGCCUGUGUAGUCACACUAAAAAAAUAAAAGUAAUAAUAUAAUAAUAAUAAUGUGGACGUGAGAGUCUCUGAUCCCCUCUGAAUUAGAUUUUACGAUAUACACUGUGUUUUUGCCUCUUUACGACUUUAUGAUCUGAUCAUUCAUGGACGCAUGCCAGGUGUGAACGGAGUCAGAAUAAGCUCAGUUCAUUCAUAAACAUCGGGAUCUUCCAUCUUCUUUUGUCAUUUUAGUCUCUCUAUUUUAUUUUAUUAAUUUUAUUUAGUAGAUGAAUAAAAAACAUUCACAACAAUAAACAAGUCACGACUUUGGACGCAUUAAAAAACAAACAAACAAACAAAAAAACUUAAUUUUUCAGAACCGUUCACAAUGUUGAACUAUCUCUUUAAGAGCAUCUUCUACCCACCCACGGCCACCGGGAGUACUGAACAGUUCAGUUAAUGAGGUGGCCAUUGUAGAGUACCUGCUGUCCCCCAUUUUAAUGCAUGAGCUGCUCUGAUCCAGUCAGACAGGCUCUGAGUGGGCGAGAGAGAAAAGAAACAGAAAAACGAGCCGCGUUUUAAAUAUAUACCUCAAAACCAGGAGCUGUUCUCACUGCCAAGUAUUCAGUUCACUCCUCCAGUUCGUGCCCGUUCAGACCUGCAUGUGCUGAUAGUACCUAUUACCUCUUUUUUAACCCUUCGUACCUUUACCGCUCUCAUAUAUAUAUAUAUAUAUAUAUAUAUAUAUAUAUAUAUAUAUAUAUAUAUAUAUAUAUAUAUAUAUAUAUACACACCAUACUAGUGCAUCUUAAAACAUUAGAAUAUCAUUCAAAAGUUACUUUAUUUCAGUAAUUCGGUUCAAAAUGUGAAACUCAUAUAUUAUAUAGAUGUAUUACACACAGAGUGAUCUAUUUUAAGUGUUUAUUUAUUUUUAUUGUUGAUGAUUUAUGGCUUACUGCCGAUGAAAACCCAAAAAUCAGUGUCUAAUCAGAAAAUUUGAAUAUUAUAUAAGUAGCACUGUGGGUAGUGUGCCAAGUCCUGCUGGAAAAUGAAAUCCGCAUCUCCUUAAAAGUUGUCAGUAGCAGAGGGAAGAAGCAUGAAGUGCUGUAAGAUUUUGUGGGAAAAGAAAACUGCACUGACUUUAGACUUGAUAAUAAAACACAGUGGAUCAACACCAGCAGAUGACAGACAUGUCUCUCCAUAAAACCAUCCAUGUCAUCUGCUGGUGUUGAUCCACUGUGUUUUAUUAUCAAGUCUAAAAUCAGUGCAGUUUUGUUUUGUUCCCUCUGCUAUUGACAACUAUUAUGGAGAUGCAGAUUUCAUUUUCCAGCAGGAUUUGGCACACUGCCCACACUGCCAAAAGUACCAAUUGAUCUUAUAUAAUGUUCUAAUUUUCUGAAACACUGAUUUUUGUGUUUUCAUUGGCUGUAAUCCAUAAUCAACAAUAAAAGAAAUAAACGCUUAAAAUAGACCACUAUGUGUGUUUAAUACAUCUAUAUAAUAUGAGUUUCACAUUUUGAACCGAAUAACUGAAAUAAAUCAACUUUUCAAUGAUAUUACUUUUUUAUUUAUUUUAUUUUUUUAUAGAUGCACUUGUGUGUGUAUGUGUAUAUAUACUGACUUGUAGCAUUUGAGCAGUUCCCACAAUUCCACACAACAACUAGGACUAUAAGAGCGCAGGUUAGGCUCAGCAUUUUGCCAACACUAAUUGUUCAUAAGCUACUUAGCUGUUUGGAAUUGAUUUGUUUGUUCAAAAACAAUGAAAUUAAAACAAACAAAAAAACUGUCGAAUCAAAUGGGUGCUAGAACUUGUCUCCGAAUCCGGCCUCUCGCUCUGUUCAGACCGAGACGAAUUCCUCUACGUUUGAAGGAAACCUUUUCAGAACACAAUAUGAAAUGCAAUCUGUGAACUCUGACAUGACAUGAGAUAUUAAAAAGGUAUUUAGAACCAUAACUCCGUCCUUGUCUUCACCUUUUACUGACUCUUCCUCUGUUUUGUCUGUUCACACCUAUUCUCUGAAUUCAGAUCAAGUCUGGAUGCAGCUCACAUUGUUCACACUGAUCACACAGUGCAGCUCAUUUUCACUAUGGACCAAACACGUCAAAUGAAACAAUUCACGUUUCACACAAACAAACAAAACAAGUACUGUUUACAUUGCUAGAUUUUAGAAUUCAGAUUGAAAAGUAGUUUUUACAUUUCUGAAACAUUGUGAAUCUGGAUUGUUUUGAGCUGAAAUACGUUCUUGGAAGAAUUAGUUCCCUAAGUUUACACCUGAUCACUUCAUUUUACUGGUAUCUGGACUGGAUUGUUCACUGAUUGGGCCGUGUUCACACUGUACAUGCUCAGUGCUCACUUAUUGGCUGUGUGGGUUCCUCCUGUUGAAAGGCCUCAUGUCUCUGAAGCGAUUCACGAUUAUUCAAAAAUAACUGACCAAUCUGAAUGUUGUGCAGUGUGAACAUAAACUGAUUAAGUCAAGUAAGCUGUGUGGGACAGAAUAUGCAAAUUGGCUCAUUGUGUGGCAAUUAUUAUUGGUGCUUCAGUUGUUGUGGGAGGGAUUUUGGUUGUCGAAUAGGGAUGUGAGGGAUGUGUUUACACUGCUUUAACAGACUGAUUCAGAUCAUCUUCUGAAGUGGUUUAAGGGAUCAGAUUUGUCUCCAUUUUGGAGCGUUUACACUGGCUUGGUCCAAUCCAGAUAACAAAAAUCCUUAUAUUCAAGACGCAUGAAGUGACCGGGUGUAAACAGGGGCCUUUGUUCCAGUUUACAUUGAGUUUGAAUUCAGAUUAAAAAAUAGUUUUUACAUUUCUACCACAUUGUGAAUCUGGAUUGAUUUGAGCUGAAAUAAGAUCUUGGAAGAAUUUGUUUCCUAAGUUUACACCUGGUUACUUUAUGUGACUUGUAUCUGGACUGGAUUUUAAAUUAAAUAAGUUGGAAGAGCAUGAAGGCUCGGCAUGGGUUCCUCCUGGUGAAAGAACAAAUGUCGAUUAACGAAUUACAAUUAUUCACAUAAUCUGAACACUGAAAACAUUGUGUAGUGUGAACGUGGAAUUGUUUAGUCAGUAGAGUAAAUCUGAUUCCUGUGUGGGACGGAAUAUGUAAAGUGGCUCAUUGUGUGGCAAUUAUUAUUGGUGCUUUAGUUGUAGUUGGAGGGAUGUGUUUACACUGCUUUAACAUGAUACUGUCUCAGAUCACCUUCUGAAGUGGUUUAAGGAAUCGGAUUUGUCUCCGUUUGGGAGCGUUUACACUGGCUUGGUCCAAUCUAGAUAAAAAAAAAAAAAAUCCUAAUAUCCAAGACGCAUGAAGUGGCCAGGUGUAAACAGGGGCCUUUGUUCCAGUUUACAUUGAGUUUGAAUUCAGAUUAAACUCAGGGAAGCAGCCUGGAUCAAAUCCCUCCCCUGUUCUUUUCACACACACACAAAUACACACACAUACACACACACAUGCGACACAUCCAUCCUCGACAGAGUUCUAUAAUGUGUGUCUACCAUCAAAACAAAACAAAAAAAUAUUAAAUUAUUAAGAACAAAACAACAAAAAAAGAUACUUGUACCAUGAAGGUCAACAUGCAUUUUUUUCCUUGCUUCUUUUGCAUUGUUCAGUGUUUGUUUUUCUGUUUUUUAAGGAUUAAACUGGUUUGUGUGCACUAAUCUCAUUGGUGGAAAUGGGAGACUGUGAAAAAGGUGGUUGAACUAACCAAGGCGGGCAUGUAACGACUGAAGUGUGGGCACACACACACACACACACUCUCACACACACACAUACGCCAACCUGUCACCACCCUCCCCGCGUGUUGUGACUCGAUGUACCGUGUGUGAUGUGUUCAUCAUUCCAUCACCCCUCAGAAGAGCAAAUGGGUAGCUAGGCAACGAGAGACACACUCGCCAUCUCUCUGCAGCGGGCACCGUUAACAGGGCCAGAGUGCGUUUACAAGCACUUCAUAAUAAUCUGAUUAGAAUCAGAUUUCUGCAGUUAUCUGGUUAUCUGAGUAGUCAUGUAAACACCAUACUCUGAUUUAUUAAAUAAAUUAGGCGUAAAGUCUAGAAAUCUGAUUUAAAAAUCGGUUAAAAAGAGGAUUAGAUUGGAUUUUAAUUCAGUAAUCGGAUUUAUACUUGUAAAUAUGUCUGCGAGUAAGUGAAAACAGAUUGUGAAAGCAUUAUUAGCUGAAAAAACGUAUGAAUAAUUCCCUCUAUCUGAUUACUCAAAUACAUGUAAAUGAGUUAAUCAGAUCACUGACUGAAAAAAGUAAAAAAAAAUUACAUCCAAAUACUUCUUCACCUACUUAUGUAAACUCAAUUCAGAGUUUUUUAAACGUGUUCAUUGGACUACUUACAAACUUGCUGUUUAUAUAAUUUAUGUAAACAGCAUUUUCCGAUUUACUGGGAGGAUAGUCCCAAAUUCAGAUUGAGGAAGGGUUAGAUUGGAUUUUAACUCAGUAAUCAGAUUUUUUACUGUGUAUAUACUCUUUACUAUGUCUCCAUAAAUGAAAACAGAUUGUAGCAUUAUUAGCUGAAAUAACUUACUAAGAAUUCCCUUUACCUUAUUAUUGAAAUACAUGUAAAUGCGUUAAUCAGACCACUGACCUGCAUGCAUGUGUAUAAAAAAAGUAAAAAAUUUAAUUCCAAUUAUUUUUUUAUCCAUCAUCUGAUUACUCUAGUUCAUGUAACUGUUAUAAUUGGACUACUGACAAACAUAUUCAGAUAUUCUAGAUAGGAGGAUAGUCUAGAAAUCAGAUUACAAAUAAAAUAGCUAAAAAUGUAUUGGAUUGGAUUUUUGUUCAAUGAUCAGAUUUAUACUUUUAACUAUGUCUGAAAAAAGUGAAAACAGACUGUGGUAGCAGUACUAGCUGAAAUAAUGUAGCUAUUACAAUUACUGCCUGACUCAUAUAAACUCAUAUAAACUAGAUUAUUUCCUCUAUCUGAUUACUUGAGUACAUAUAAAUGUGUUAAUCAGACCACUGUUCUGCAUGCAUAAGUGAACAGAAUAUUUCGACUUUCUAAAUAGCAGUAUUGUCCAAAAAUCUAAUACAAAAAUUAAUAAGGAAUUAAGGAAUGAUUGGAUUGGAUUUUAGCUCAGUAAUCAGAUUUUGCAUUGCUACAUGCAUUAAAACAAAAAGUAAAAAUCCAAUUACUUAUUCACCAACUUGUGUAAACUCGUGUUUUCCCAUUAUCUGUUUACUCAAGUUUAUGUAAAUGCAUUAAUCAGAUUACUGACAAACUCUGAUGAUCUGCAGUAAUCAGAUUAUGAAGUGCAUGUGAACGCAAAUGCAUUCAAUUCCUGAAUGUGUCCGACUCCAAACCAAAACCUGACGUCCAAGAGCGAGAUCAGAUUUCAGUGCAUGUAAGUAUUAAACCAACAUUCCCGCCAAAUCAUUCGUUUGGAAUUUGGUCAGAAACGAAGCAUUAUUGCCAAACCUAGAUCAGAUAUCGUCUGAUAAUUUUCUGAUAAUCUGAUCGCUUUAUUUACCACUUUAAACCCCACUCUCUAAAGUCUGAGACAGAGAGAAUGGGAGUUUUACUCAUUGGGUGAACAGUGUAAACGACUAUUUAUUUCUAAUUGCUGCUAACAUUCAGCUCUGUUGCUACACAGGAUGUAAAAGGGAAAGACUCCAGGUGUUUUUAUUAUUAUUAUUAUUAUUCACUUCGUCGCCUCUUUGUUCUGUUUUUUUUUUUUUCCUCCAAGGUUCAAGUUCCACCUGAAUGCCAAAAACACAAGCAAUGUUGUAUAAUUUAAUACUAGGGAAACUACUAGUAAUAGAACUCUAACAUUGAUGUUAUGUGUUAUGAUAUUAUAAUUAUAAUAAUAAUAAUGAUAAUAAAGACAUUUUACAAAUGUCCGGAACAUGAAAAGA
This is a messenger RNA of Astyanax mexicanus (Mexican tetra), 11337 nucleotides long. It is a transcript of the gene rimkla, whose product is annotated as ribosomal modification protein rimK-like family member A. Bases 1200 to 2417 code for a protein of 405 amino acids. Gene Ontology annotation, cellular component: cytoplasm. Gene Ontology annotation, molecular function: ligase activity, forming carbon-nitrogen bonds; metal ion binding; ATP binding. The transcript is spliced from 5 exons. Lineage: Eukaryota; Metazoa; Chordata; Actinopteri; Characiformes; Acestrorhamphidae. Gene Ontology annotation, biological process: protein modification process. The record is from RefSeq and is a predicted model, not a curated record.